Molecule: messenger RNA, 332 nt
Organism: Dufourea novaeangliae
Lineage: Eukaryota; Metazoa; Arthropoda; Insecta; Hymenoptera; Halictidae
Gene: CPR12
Product: flexible cuticle protein 12-like
Exons: 2
Coding region: 1-324 (107 amino acids)
Cellular component (GO): chitin-based extracellular matrix
Molecular function (GO): structural constituent of chitin-based larval cuticle
Source: RefSeq, a predicted model, not a curated record
AUGAAGCUGUUCAUUGCUGUCGCCUUCUUUGUCGCCGUCGCAUUCGCUGCACCCCAGCUCGUGCCCGAGGAGAAUGUCGUCCUGGUCAAGGAGACGCCCUCCGACAACAUUGGUGUCGGCGGUUACAACUACGGCUACGAAUUGUCCAACGGUCAAUCGCAUCAGGAAACCGCGGAGGUAAUCAACCAAGGAACCGAGAACGAGGCGCUCGCUGUUCGCGGCAGCUUCACCUGGGUCGACCCGCAGACCAACGUCAGAUACACCGUCAACUAUGUCGCUGACGAGAAUGGUUUCCACCCCGAGGGAGAGCACAUCCCCGCUUGAACUAUAUA